GCGGCUCCGGGGCGGCGGGCAUGGAGACGGUGCGGGCGCAGCGGCUGCAGCCGGGCGUGGGCGCCGGCGGGAGGGGCACGCUGCGGGCGCUGCGGCCCGGGGUGACCGGAGCCGCGGCGGCCCCCGCCACACCCCCGGGGGCGCCCCCGCCGGCCCCCCCGCCCCCCGCGCCGCCGCCGCCCCUGCUGCUGUCGGGGGCCCCCGGGCUGGCGCUGCCCCCCGGCGCGGCCGGCAGCCCCGCGGUGCUGCGGGAGGCGGUGGAGGCGGUGGUGCGGAGCUUCGCCAAGCACACGCAGGGCUACGGCCGAGUGAAUGUGGUGGAGGCACUUCAGGAAUUCUGGCAGAUGAAACAGUCCCGUGGGGCUGACUUGAAGAAUGGGGCCCUAGUAGUUUAUGAAAUGGUUCCCUCCAACAGCCCUCCCUACGUCUGCUAUGUCACCCUGCCGGGGGGAAGUUGCUUUGGGAGCUUCCAGUUUUGCCCCACAAAAGCUGAAGCCCGGCGGAGUGCUGCAAAGAUUGCACUAAUGAACUCUGUGUUUAAUGAACAUCCUUCCCGAAGAAUCACUGAUGAGUUCAUUGAGAAGAGUGUCUCUGAGGCCCUGGCGUCUUUCAAUGGAAACAGGGAGGAAGCUGAUAACCCAAAUACUGGGAUUGGUGCCUUCCGAUUCAUGCUGGAAUCCAAUAAGGGCAAGUCAAUGUUGGAGUUCCAGGAGCUAAUGACAGUUUUUCAACUGCUGCACUGGAAUGGCAGCCUUAAGGCCAUGAGGGAAAGACAGUGCUCUCGGCAGGAAGUGCUGGCCCAUUACUCCCACCGCGCCUUGGACGAUGAUAUUCGCCACCAAAUGGCACUGGACUGGGUGAGCCGGGAGCAGAGCGUGCCAGGGGCACUGUCUCGAGAGCUGGCCUCGACUGAGCAGGAGCUAGACGAAGCCCGGCUGGCAGGCAAGGAGCUGCGCUUCCAUAAGGAGAAGAAAGAUAUUCUCGUGCUGGCUGCUGGGCAGUUGGGCAAUAUGCAUCCAUCCAACUGCUAAGCACACACCACACACUCCCGCUCCUCUCCAAAUCCUUUUUUAUACAUCCUUUCUAAGACUUAGUAUGAUUUCUGUACAUACUUUCUCAAUUUUAUACUUAAAAAACCCAUAUAUAUGUAUAAAUUCUAUACCUGGAUUCCUAUUUGUUAAGAGAUCCCGUUUCUUACUUCUAGUUUUUGAACAUAGCUUUAUUUGAAACAUCUCCACUGCACUGUACCAGGAGAGCAGAUUAUCUUUGGGGUUUUGUUGGCUCUUAUACUCCCAGUAACUCUGUAUAGGCAUUUCAGUAGCACAAAACGACUGACU
Talpa occidentalis (Iberian mole) is the source of this 1337-nucleotide messenger RNA. It is a transcript of the gene LIX1L, whose product is annotated as limb and CNS expressed 1 like. The transcript is spliced from 6 exons. Gene Ontology annotation, cellular component: cytoplasm. NCBI's taxonomy places the organism in Eukaryota, Metazoa, Chordata, Mammalia, Eulipotyphla, Talpidae. Gene Ontology annotation, biological process: autophagosome maturation. The record is from RefSeq and is a predicted model, not a curated record. The coding region runs from base 21 to 1031 and encodes 336 amino acids.